Messenger RNA from Symbiodinium sp. CCMP2592, 11312 nucleotides. The record is from the annotation of a GenBank genome assembly. Lineage: Eukaryota; Dinophyceae; Suessiales; Symbiodiniaceae.
GGACAACCUGCCGCACGGCCUAUCCAGCGGCCUGCUGCUUCUGCGGCGACGACCAACCUCUGCCACGGUCGUCCUGGCGACCCAUGUUGCUUUUCGACGCGGGUCUCUGGACAGCGAGCUCGGUACCAGGAUGUCUCGCGGCAAUGCUGGCUUGACGAGCGAGCGCGGGCGCGGUCAGCUGAGUCGUUCCUUGCGAUUCUUCUGGGGUCAUGACAAAGCUGUCUACCACAAAGCCGUCGGCCGCUUGCCCGAGACGGUGCGUCUGCACUGGCCGCUGCAAGUCCUGGGGCUUUCAGCUGCCUUCCAUUCGGCAGCAAGCCUGCGCACGGCUGUCGCGACGUCGCAAGGCCGGGGACGCAUACUGGCAAUGCUGCGAAAGCGUCAAGCCGCGGAUCCUGACCUUGUGGCCGAAGCCUUCAAAGCAAUUCCGGCAGAGCACUUGGAAGACUUCGAGGCUAGGCUGGCGCAGGAGCCGCGCCGGGUGCGGCAGGCGCGUCGGCGAGCCGCGGCGGAGACCGUGGAGCAGCGAUGGGAGCGGCUGCUAGCUCACAGAAGACGCCUGCGAGGGCCGGCGCUGCCCGAAGCAGAGGCUGCUACGUACAGUCGGCGGGCGACGGAAGACCGUGUGCGUGUGCGCCGGAAGUUCUUUCCCGCACGGCCGAAAGAAGUGCGCCACACCGGUCGGCAGUGGUCCAACCCCUGGACGGACGAAGCGGCGGAAAGCGUUCGAGACGUUGCCGACAACGACACCGGCCUUCCUCGUGCAGCCAUUACUCCGUUUGCAACCAUGCUGGAGGACUGGUGUAAGCAAGGAGCUUGGGCUAUCUGCGAAAGAUGCUUUUCUUUGGAGCCGAGGCAUCUCAAAGAAGUGGACACGCGCCGCGUGGCCGAUCCGGCCGUGCCCAACUGUCGGUGGUGUCGCCGCGACGGCGUGGAGUCGGUGCCCACCGUUGACCGCGUACCACGGCAGCUGCGGGGUCUCUGCCAUGAUGUGGUGGCUGCCCUUCGACCCUUCGACAUCGACUGUGGGCCGUAUCAACGUCCACCUCACGGAUAUCGUGUGCACACCGCCUUGCUGCGCUUGCUUUGGUCCGACACGGAUGUGGAAGCGAAAAUUGCUGCGCUCGAGCACCGGACGUGGCGAACGAAGGCGAAGAAAGCUUUCAAGUUCUUGAUGCAACACUCGUGUUCCGAGUAUAGGAACUUUGUGACGCAGCAUCGUCGUUUCCUCCGAGACCAUCCGAUGCCGACGGACGCAGCUCGUCGCCGCCCGCUGCAGACGCUGGAACCUCCCGGCAUAGAAACCGCCCUGUGGCCAGACCUGUACUACAACUCCGACUUGUGCGAGUCUGUGGAAAGAGCGACGGAUGCCCGACGGCUCCAGCGCCAGGGUUUGCUCCAGGAAGACAGCGACGACGACGACCGAGAACGUGAAGACGACCCCGGCCGCGGCAGCCUGCGCCGCAGUUUUCUGAAGAAGGUUCUUGGGCCGCUACACCUGGAGGGCCCGGAGACGCUGCAUCUUGCCCACAUCCUUCUGGAGCUCCUGCGCGAGUGGGUAGCAGGAGGCAGUCGAAAGCACGGCGAAAGCAGCAAGCUUUGGCAAAAGCAUCUCCUGUGCGGCGGUCGUCGCAUCAACUUUGCCGCGCGCCUGGAGUAUCAGGACGCAGAGCAGGGUGUCCGCGCGUACGGGCUGGAGGAAGUGGAUAUACUCAAAGGCCAUGUGGACAACAUAGCACCGCAGGCGGCAGGAUCCGGCGGUCGCGGGCUGCUCAUGCGGUAUGUUGCCACUUAUAAUGUCAAGUUCAGCAGCAGCUUCCACAACGAGAUGCUGGCCGACACCGGCGUCUCGGGAUACGGGAUGGCUCUCCGCAUCCUCAGCACGCUGCAUCCGUCCGAGCCCGAAAUGUGGGUGACACUGUUCAAGCAGCUCUUUCCUGAUUUUGCACUGAGAGGCACCAUGCUGCCGAUCGUAGCACCCUGGCCGACGAUGGACGCGCAGCCGGAGUUCGUGCGCCGGUACGAGGAAUGUCUCUGGCGCAGUGACAGCAUGUCGCUCCUCGAGUAUCUUCGGAAAACCAAUGCUGCUGGAGAAGUGGUCGCUUGGAUCCAAAAGCUCCAUGCCGCUGCUGACUCGGCGCUGGACUUGGGUGAGUUCGCGAGUGUGCAGACGACGUUCGGCGAGAAGGUCGUGGCAGCGGAGACGGUGAGCGUGUUCAGCGACAAGUACUUUGGUCAGUGGCUGAUGCUGCACGUGCCUUUCCGCAGCGCCGCAGACUUCUUGUACCCCGAUAUCGUCGCGAAGAUCCCCACGCGCUAUCAGCUCUUCGCUUGCGCCUGGCGCGCCGCUGGAGAUUACUGGACGGACCGAGCACGGGUGCGGGAGGACAUGCAGCUGGCCGCUCACAAGGACGCGACCAUAGCUAACUUCCUCGCUCUGCUGGAUGCUCAGCGUGAGAUCGUGGAUCAAUACCUACGUGGCGACAUCUCGCUCGAAGACGAAGUGCCCGAGCCAGCCUUGCCUGCGCUGCCGGGUGCCCUCGGGCUGGAGCGUCCCUGCUUCAACCGACAGCAGCAAGUCUUGGAGCGGUGCGCGCUAGAACGCUUGGAUUUGAUUCAAGCCUUGAAGGACGCGCAGACACCGGCAGAGGCCGAUGAUGCGGCUUUGCGCCUCGAGGAGCAGAACAGCGUCUUGGUGUGCAUGGGCGGCCCUGGCACGGGCAAGACGUUCGUCGCCGACUACCUCGUCCGCGUGGCUGUGCGGCGGGGCCACCGUGUGCUCUACGCGCUGCCGACGGGACAGCUGGCCUGUCGCAUGCGCCAGCGCCACCCCGACAUUCACGUCGACACUUGCGCCGGCGCCUUCCUGUUCUACCGGCCAGAAUCUGAGACCCUUGCUCUCAUGGCCGAGUACGAUAUGGUGGUCAUUGACGAAGCCUUGCAACUCAGCGCGGAGGAGUAUGGGGCCUGCGAUCACGCACAGUGGCGCUUUACGCACGUAGUGACCUUGACCGAGGUACGGCGUUGCAAGUGCGCCGUGUUGCAAGCCAAGCUGGAUUUCCUGCGUCAUCACAAGCCGCUUGGCCAGGAAGGCAAGCGCUUCGUGAAUCGCUUGUGCUACCAGCACAAGGCCUGGACCGGUCACGACGAGCCUACGAGCCUUGACAUCGAUUCCGUUUUCAAGCGCACCGGCGGAAAGACGACUUUUGUCACCUGCACCAAGAGGGGGGCCGCUAGCAUCAAUGCCCUGGCCGUACAAGUUCUCUUUUCCAACCGGAAGCAGCAGCUUUUGGCUGAGAUUCCGGGCGACUAUGACGACAAUGAAGAGAACUUCGACGAAUACGGCAACCUUCGUCGCGAUCGUGCCCCGCUGCCGAACCCAGUCCAGCUGUACAGAGGCCUCAGGGUUGUCUUGACUCGCAAUCGAGACAAAGAGAACCAUUACGUGAAUGGCAUGGUGGCCACGGUGGAAGGCUACUUUCCGACCACCGGCUGCCUACGCGUCCGCACACAAACAGGCAGGAGACUGGCCAUUUAUCGGUACACGGACACGGACGUUCCCUGCGGGCGUGCCGUGUAUUUCCCGAUCCGUACGGGCUACGCAGGCACCAUCUACAAAUUCCAAGGAGCCUAUGGCAUCACCAGCGCACGUGCGCUGAGCACCGGCAUCCGUUUCAAGAACGGCCUUUUCGUAAGAGGCCGCUUUACGGUUCUCUUCGUCGUCCUUCUCUGUGAAGGGGACAACCUGCCGCACGGCCUAUCCAGCGGCCUGCUGCUUCUGCGGCGACGACCAACCUCUGCCACGGUCGUCCUGGCGACCCAUGCUGGCUUGACGAGCGAGCGCGGGCGCGGUCAGCUGAGUCGUUCCUUGCGAUUCUUCUGGGGUCAUGACAAAGCUGUCUACCACAAAGCCGUCGGCCGCUUGCCCGAGACGGUGCGUCUGCACUGGCCGCUGCAAGUCCUGGGGCUUUCAGCUGCCUUCCAUUCGGCAGCAAGCCUGCGCACGGCUGUCGCGACGUCGCAAGGCCGGGGACGCAUACUGGCAAUGCUGCGAAAGCGUCAAGCCGCGGAUCCUGACCUUGUGGCCGAAGCCUUCAAAGCAAUUCCGGCAGAGCACUUGGAAGACUUCGAGGCUAGGCUGGCGCAGGAGCCGCGCCGGGUGCGGCAGGCGCGUCGGCGAGCCGCGGCGGAGACCGUGGAGCAGCGAUGGGAGCGGCUGCUAGCUCACAGAAGACGCCUGCGAGGGCCGGCGCUGCCCGAAGCAGAGGCUGCUACGUACAGUCGGCGGGCGACGGAAGACCGUGUGCGUGUGCGCCGGAAGUUCUUUCCCGCACGGCCGAAAGAAGUGCGCCACACCGGUCGGCAGUGGUCCAACCCCUGGACGGACGAAGCGGCGGAAAGCGUUCGAGACGUUGCCGACAACGACACCGGCCUUCCUCGUGCAGCCAUUACUCCGUUUGCAACCAUGCUGGAGGACUGGUGUAAGCAAGGAGCUUGGGCUAUCUGCGAAAGAUGCUUUUCUUUGGAGCCGAGGCAUCUCAAAGAAGUGGACACGCGCCGCGUGGCCGAUCCGGCCGUGCCCAACUGUCGGUGGUGUCGCCGCGACGGCGUGGAGUCGGUGCCCACCGUUGACCGCGUACCACGGCAGCUGCGGGGUCUCUGCCAUGAUGUGGUGGCUGCCCUUCGACCCUUCGACAUCGACUGUGGGCCGUAUCAACGUCCACCUCACGGAUAUCGUGUGCACACCGCCUUGCUGCGCUUGCUUUGGUCCGACACGGAUGUGGAAGCGAAAAUUGCUGCGCUCGAGCACCGGACGUGGCGAACGAAGGCGAAGAAAGCUUUCAAGUUCUUGAUGCAACACUCGUGUUCCGAGUAUAGGAACUUUGUGACGCAGCAUCGUCGUUUCCUCCGAGACCAUCCGAUGCCGACGGACGCAGCUCGUCGCCGCCCGCUGCAGACGCUGGAAACUCCCGGCAUAGAAACCGCCCUGUGGCCAGACCUGUACUACAACUCCGACUUGUGCGAGUCUGUGGAAAGAGCGACGGAUGCCCGACGGCUCCAGCGCCAGGGUUUGCUCCAGGAAGACAGCGACGACGACGACCGAGAACGUGAAGACGACCCCGGCCGCGGCAGCCUGCGCCGCAGUUUUCUGAAGAAGGUUCUUGGGCCGCUACACCUGGAGGGCCCGGAGACGCUGCAUCUUGCCCACAUCCUUCUGGAGCUCCUGCGCGAGUGGGUAGCAGGAGGCAGUCGAAAGCACGGCGAAAGCAGCAAGCUUUGGCAAAAGCAUCUCCUGUGCGGCGGUCGUCGCAUCAACUUUGCCGCGCGCCUGGAGUAUCAGGACGCAGAGCAGGGUGUCCGCGCGUACGGGCUGGAGGAAGUGGAUAUACUCAAAGGCCAUGUGGACAACAUAGCACCGCAGGCGGCAGGAUCCGGCGGUCGCGGGCUGCUCAUGCGGUAUGUUGCCACUUAUAAUGUCAAGUUCAGCAGCAGCUUCCACAACGAGAUGCUGGCCGACACCGGCGUCUCGGGAUACGGGAUGGCUCUCCGCAUCCUCAGCACGCUGCAUCCGUCCGAGCCCGAAAUGUGGGUGACACUGUUCAAGCAGCUCUUUCCUGAUUUUGCACUGGGAGGCACCAUGCUGCCGAUCGUAGCACCCUGGCCGACGAUGGACGCGCAGCCGGAGUUCGUGCGCCGGUACGAGGAAUGUCUCUGGCGCAGUGACAGCAUGUCGCUCCUCGAGUAUCUUCGGAAAACCAAUGCUGCUGGAGAAGUGGUCGCUUGGAUCCAAAAGCUCCAUGCCGCUGCUGACUCGGCGCUGGACUUGGGUGAGUUCGCGAGUGUGCAGACGACGUUCGGCGAGAAGGUCGUGGCAGCGGAGACGGUGAGCGUGUUCAGCGACAAGUACUUUGGUCAGUGGCUGAUGCUGCACGUGCCUUUCCGCAGCGCCGCAGACUUCUUGUACCCCGAUAUCGUCGCGAAGAUCCCCACGCGCUAUCAGCUCUUCGCUUGCGCCUGGCGCGCCGCUGGAGAUUACUGGACGGACAGAGCACGGGUGCGGGAGGACAUGCAGCUGGCCGCUCACAAGGACGCGACCAUAGCUAACUUCCUCGCUCUGCUGGAUGCUCAGCGUGAGAUCGUGGAUCAAUACCUACGUGGCGACAUCUCGCUCGAAGACGAAGUGCCCGAGCCAGCCUUGCCUGCGCUGCCGGGUGCCCUCGGGCUGGAGCGUCCCUGCUUCAACCGACAGCAGCAAGUCUUGGAGCGGUGCGCGCUAGAACGCUUGGAUUUGAUUCAAGCCUUGAAGGACGCGCAGACACCGGCAGAGGCCGAUGAUGCGGCUUUGCGCCUCGAGGAGCAGAACAGCGUCUUGGUGUGCAUGGGCGGCCCUGGCACGGGCAAGACGUUCGUCGCCGACUACCUCGUCCGCGUGGCUGUGCGGCGGGGCCACCGUGUGCUCUACGCGCUGCCGACGGGACAGCUGGCCUGUCGCAUGCGCCAGCGCCACCCCGACAUUCACGUCGACACUUGCGCCGGCGCCUUCCUGUUCUACCGGCCAGAAUCUGAGACCCUUGCUCUCAUGGCCGAGUACGAUAUGGUGGUCAUUGACGAAGCCUUGCAACUCAGCGCGGAGGAGUAUGGGCGCCUGCAUGCCAUGUUCUGCGCGACGGGCAAGCAGCUUCUCUUGCUGCUUAUGGGCGAUGACUGCCAACUUCCGAGCAUCCAUCCGCAGCAGGCCUGCGAUCACGCACAGUGGCGCUUUACGCACGUAGUGACCUUGACCGAGGUACGGCGUUGCAAGUGCGCCGUGUUGCAAGCCAAGCUGGAUUUCCUGCGUCAUCACAAGCCGCUUGGCCAGGAAGGCAAGCGCUUCGUGAAUCGCUUGUGCUACCAGCACAAGGCCUGGACCGGUCACGACGAGCCUACGAGCCUUGACAUCGAUUCCGUUUUCAAGCGCACCGGCGGAAAGACGACUUUUGUCACCUGCACCAAGAGGGGGGCCGCUAGCAUCAAUGCCCUGGCCGUACAAGUUCUCUUUUCCAACCGGAAGCAGCAGCUUUUGGCUGAGAUUCCGGGCGACUAUGACGACAAUGAAGAGAACUUCGACGAAUACGGCAACCUUCGUCGCGAUCGUGCCCCGCUGCCGAACCCAGUCCAGCUGUACAGAGGCCUCAGGGUUGUCUUGACUCGCAAUCGAGACAAAGAGAACCAUUACGUGAAUGGCAUGGUGGCCACGGUGGAAGGCUACUUUCCGACCACCGGCUGCCUACGCGUCCGCACACAAACAGGCAGGAGACUGGCCAUUUAUCGGUACACGGACACGGACGUUCCCUGCGGGCGUGCCGUGUAUUUCCCGAUCCGUACGGGCUACGCAGGCACCAUCUACAAAUUCCAAGGAGCCUAUGGCAUCACCAGCGCACGUGCGCUGAGCACCGGCAUCCGUUUCAAGAACGGCCUUUUCGUAAGAGGCCGCUUUACGGUUCUCUUCGUCGUCCUUCUCUGUGAAGGGGACAACCUGCCGCACGGCCUAUCCAGCGGCCUGCUGCUUCUGCGGCGACGACCAACCUCUGCCACGGUCGUCCUGGCGACCCAUGCUGGCUUGACGAGCGAGCGCGGGCGCGGUCAGCUGAGUCGUUCCUUGCGAUUCUUCUGGGGUCAUGACAAAGCUGUCUACCACAAAGCCGUCGGCCGCUUGCCCGAGACGGUGCGUCUGCACUGGCCGCUGCAAGUCCUGGGGCUUUCAGCUGCCUUCCAUUCGGCAGCAAGCCUGCGCACGGCUGUCGCGACGUCGCAAGGCCGGGGACGCAUACUGGCAAUGCUGCGAAAGCGUCAAGCCGCGGAUCCUGACCUUGUGGCCGAAGCCUUCAAAGCAAUUCCGGCAGAGCACUUGGAAGACUUCGAGGCUAGGCUGGCGCAGGAGCCGCGCCGGGUGCGGCAGGCGCGUCGGCGAGCCGCGGCGGAGACCGUGGAGCAGCGAUGGGAGCGGCUGCUAGCUCACAGAAGACGCCUGCGAGGGCCGGCGCUGCCCGAAGCAGAGGCUGCUACGUACAGUCGGCGGGCGACGGAAGACCGUGUGCGUGUGCGCCGGAAGUUCUUUCCCGCACGGCCGAAAGAAGUGCGCCACACCGGUCGGCAGUGGUCCAACCCCUGGACGGACGAAGCGGCGGAAAGCGUUCGAGACGUUGCCGACAACGACACCGGCCUUCCUCGUGCAGCCAUUACUCCGUUUGCAACCAUGCUGGAGGACUGGUGUAAGCAAGGAGCUUGGGCUAUCUGCGAAAGAUGCUUUUCUUUGGAGCCGAGGCAUCUCAAAGAAGUGGACACGCGCCGCGUGGCCGAUCCGGCCGUGCCCAACUGUCGGUGGUGUCGCCGCGACGGCGUGGAGUCGGUGCCCACCGUUGACCGCGUACCACGGCAGCUGCGGGGUCUCUGCCAUGAUGUGGUGGCUGCCCUUCGACCCUUCGACAUCGACUGUGGGCCGUAUCAACGUCCACCUCACGGAUAUCGUGUGCACACCGCCUUGCUGCGCUUGCUUUGGUCCGACACGGAUGUGGAAGCGAAAAUUGCUGCGCUCGAGCACCGGACGUGGCGAACGAAGGCGAAGAAAGCUUUCAAGUUCUUGAUGCAACACUCGUGUUCCGAGUAUAGGAACUUUGUGACGCAGCAUCGUCGUUUCCUCCGAGACCAUCCGAUGCCGACGGACGCAGCUCGUCGCCGCCCGCUGCAGACGCUGGAAACUCCCGGCAUAGAAACCGCCCUGUGGCCAGACCUGUACUACAACUCCGACUUGUGCGAGUCUGUGGAAAGAGCGACGGAUGCCCGACGGCUCCAGCGCCAGGGUUUGCUCCAGGAAGACAGCGACGACGACGACCGAGAACGUGAAGACGACCCCGGCCGCGGCAGCCUGCGCCGCAGUUUUCUGAAGAAGGUUCUUGGGCCGCUACACCUGGAGGGCCCGGAGACGCUGCAUCUUGCCCACAUCCUUCUGGAGCUCCUGCGCGAGUGGGUAGCAGGAGGCAGUCGAAAGCACGGCGAAAGCAGCAAGCUUUGGCAAAAGCAUCUCCUGUGCGGCGGUCGUCGCAUCAACUUUGCCGCGCGCCUGGAGUAUCAGGACGCAGAGCAGGGUGUCCGCGCGUACGGGCUGGAGGAAGUGGAUAUACUCAAAGGCCAUGUGGACAACAUAGCACCGCAGGCGGCAGGAUCCGGCGGUCGCGGGCUGCUCAUGCGGUAUGUUGCCACUUAUAAUGUCAAGUUCAGCAGCAGCUUCCACAACGAGAUGCUGGCCGACACCGGCGUCUCGGGAUACGGGAUGGCUCUCCGCAUCCUCAGCACGCUGCAUCCGUCCGAGCCCGAAAUGUGGGUGACACUGUUCAAGCAGCUCUUUCCUGAUUUUGCACUGGGAGGCACCAUGCUGCCGAUCGUAGCACCCUGGCCGACGAUGGACGCGCAGCCGGAGUUCGUGCGCCGGUACGAGGAAUGUCUCUGGCGCAGUGACAGCAUGUCGCUCCUCGAGUAUCUUCGGAAAACCAAUGCUGCUGGAGAAGUGGUCGCUUGGAUCCAAAAGCUCCAUGCCGCUGCUGACUCGGCGCUGGACUUGGGUGAGUUCGCGAGUGUGCAGACGACGUUCGGCGAGAAGGUCGUGGCAGCGGAGACGGUGAGCGUGUUCAGCGACAAGUACUUUGGUCAGUGGCUGAUGCUGCACGUGCCUUUCCGCAGCGCCGCAGACUUCUUGUACCCCGAUAUCGUCGCGAAGAUCCCCACGCGCUAUCAGCUCUUCGCUUGCGCCUGGCGCGCCGCUGGAGAUUACUGGACGGACAGAGCACGGGUGCGGGAGGACAUGCAGCUGGCCGCUCACAAGGACGCGACCAUAGCUAACUUCCUCGCUCUGCUGGAUGCUCAGCGUGAGAUCGUGGAUCAAUACCUACGUGGCGACAUCUCGCUCGAAGACGAAGUGCCCGAGCCAGCCUUGCCUGCGCUGCCGGGUGCCCUCGGGCUGGAGCGUCCCUGCUUCAACCGACAGCAGCAAGUCUUGGAGCGGUGCGCGCUAGAACGCUUGGAUUUGAUUCAAGCCUUGAAGGACGCGCAGACACCGGCAGAGGCCGAUGAUGCGGCUUUGCGCCUCGAGGAGCAGAACAGCGUCUUGGUGUGCAUGGGCGGCCCUGGCACGGGCAAGACGUUCGUCGCCGACUACCUCGUCCGCGUGGCUGUGCGGCGGGGCCACCGUGUGCUCUACGCGCUGCCGACGGGACAGCUGGCCUGUCGCAUGCGCCAGCGCCACCCCGACAUUCACGUCGACACUUGCGCCGGCGCCUUCCUGUUCUACCGGCCAGAAUCUGAGACCCUUGCUCUCAUGGCCGAGUACGAUAUGGUGGUCAUUGACGAAGCCUUGCAACUCAGCGCGGAGGAGUAUGGGCGCCUGCAUGCCAUGUUCUGCGCGACGGGCAAGCAGCUUCUCUUGCUGCUUAUGGGCGAUGACUGCCAACUUCCGAGCAUCCAUCCGCAGCAGGCCUGCGAUCACGCACAGUGGCGCUUUACGCACGUAGUGACCUUGACCGAGGUACGGCGUUGCAAGUGCGCCGUGUUGCAAGCCAAGCUGGAUUUCCUGCGUCAUCACAAGCCGCUUGGCCAGGAAGGCAAGCGCUUCGUGAAUCGCUUGUGCUACCAGCACAAGGCCUGGACCGGUCACGACGAGCCUACGAGCCUUGACAUCGAUUCCGUUUUCAAGCGCACCGGCGGAAAGACGACUUUUGUCACCUGCACCAAGAGGGGGGCCGCUAGCAUCAAUGCCCUGGCCGUACAAGUUCUCUUUUCCAACCGGAAGCAGCAGCUUUUGGCUGAGAUUCCGGGCGACUAUGACGACAAUGAAGAGAACUUCGACGAAUACGGCAACCUUCGUCGCGAUCGUGCCCCGCUGCCGAACCCAGUCCAGCUGUACAGAGGCCUCAGGGUUGUCUUGACUCGCAAUCGAGACAAAGAGAACCAUUACGUGAAUGGCAUGGUGGCCACGGUGGAAGGCUACUUUCCGACCACCGGCUGCCUACGCGUCCGCACACAAACAGGCAGGAGACUGGCCAUUUAUCGGUACACGGACACGGACGUUCCCUGCGGGCGUGCCGUGUAUUUCCCGAUCCGUACGGGCUACGCAGGCACCAUCUACAAAUUCCAAGGUGCGGAACUGGAGCAUGUCACACUUUGGCUCAACCGCCGGUGGUGCCGUGCCGCAGCCUACGUUGCGCUAUCCAGGGUGGCCAGGGACGAAAAUUACCUUAUAGGUGGUAUUGUCAAUGCCGACCAUUUGAUCCCGGCCAAGU